Megalobrama amblycephala (Wuchang bream) is the source of this 4304-nucleotide messenger RNA. RefSeq names its product lymphocyte antigen 6 family member pge (gene ly6pge). Bases 983 to 1357 code for a protein of 124 amino acids. The record is from RefSeq and is a predicted model, not a curated record. NCBI's taxonomy places the organism in Eukaryota, Metazoa, Chordata, Actinopteri, Cypriniformes, Xenocyprididae. The transcript has 5 exons.
CCCUAUUGGUUUUUCUCCAUUUAUUAUUAUUAUUAUUAUUAUUUUCCAAACAUAAUCGCAUUUUUGAGGGCCUAAACAUGCUCGAAAACUCACGAAACUGGGGCAAAAUGGCUCAAUAGCGCCACCUAUAAAACUUCAACGGUGUGUGCCUCGGGCUGCGUUCGACGUACAUAUACGAAAUUCGAUACAUACGUGUACCGUCCCAUUACCUACAAAAAAGUAGGUAGUAAGUAGGAGCUAAGUCCUAAACACAACAGGAAGUCAGCCAUUUUGAAUUUCCUGUGUGAUUUUUGUGUAGUUUUUGCCAUUUUCUGGCCUCAUACUUUAACGAACUCCUCCAACAGUUUUAAUCCGAUCAUCUUCAAAUUUGGUUUGUGUAAUCAUAAGGCUUGUUAUAUAAUAACAUUUCUUUUAUUAUUUUGUAAUAUCAGCCCUGAAAGUGCAAAAAAAAAUGCCAGUGUAUGUAAGUGAAAUUACAUAUAGAAAUAAGUAAUACAAAAUAAGAAGUAGUUGUAAGAGGAACAACUGAUCUAAUUAUUAAUUUCAUGUAAAGGUUUGAUUUUGGUUACCCGUACCACAUGCACGUAUUCAAAUAGCCUUUGCAUCAACUAUUUGAUUGGCUGUGUUCACUGUUCUGCUGUGUCGCAAAGGGAAAUGAUGUGAGUUUGGUCACUGAUAAACUAGUACUGUACAUGGAGGCAGUAGCUUAAUGAAAUCUGGUGUAUCAGACCACUGGCUUGCAUGCAAUACUGUUUGGGGUGGAGCACAGUUUCGAUCCCUCAUCUCUGAUUAGUCAAGAUGGUGAGAAUCCAUUCAGAUCUUAAGACCGAAGCACAGGCCUCAGUGGACAGGCUGGUAAUCUGUGAGUCCUUACUGCUGUUGAGUAUUAGCUCUCCAAAAGCAGGGCUUAAGCUCAGGGGUUUUAAGAGCAAACAACCUGCUUUUCAUCGUGCUAACCUGACAGCCAUAGACCACCAGCGACAUGAGAGCGGUCCAUUUCUUCCUGCUGCUGGGCCUGGGCCUCAUCCUCCUCACGGCUCACAGUGAGGCGCUGAAGUGCUACACCUGCAUGGGCUCUACAGAUGAAGACUGUAAUCGCCAGGGCUCCAAAACGUGUCCGAGCUACUCAGAUGCAUGUGCUGUUGUUCGGGGACAUGGGAGUGGUGUAAUGAAGUCGUGCUCGUACAAAUCCUUCUGCAGCCAGGCUAACAGCCAGGGCUACAGAGCUCCAGGGGUCAAAGUUCACUGCUGCUACUCUGAUGACUGCAAUGUGGCAGGACACGGCACCAGAAACAGCACAGGCUUCGGCUUCCUUCUGGGCCUUCUGUUAUUCGUCUGGCAUCUGUUGUCAAACUAAUGUUGCUCUAGACCAGUGGUGUCCAAUCCUGCUCCUGGAUGGCCACUGUCCUGUAAAAUUUAGCCCCAAUCCCAAUUAAACACACCUGAAGCAGCUAAUCAAGGUCUUCUAGGAAUACUAGAAACUUCCAGGCAGGUGUGUUGUGACAAGUUAGAGCUAAACUCUGCAGGACAGUGGCUCUCAGGACCGAGUUUGGACACCCUUGCCAUAGACGAACUGACCUAGCUAUUACCAUUGUGGAAACUGACGGAACUCUGUAUACUCUGUGAUUGUUGAAAUGUCAGCAAGUGUACUGCCAUGAAAUUGUGCAUGCAAUGCAUAUAAGGUUGAGCAUAUAAAGCACUCAUAUACAGAACUUCACAUACACAGAUAUUGUCACAUUUCUAUUCUGCAUAAAGCAAAUGUAUUUAUUAUUGUUUAAGACUUUCUAGGAAUUCAAUAAAGCUGAAAGCCUUUGAUUAUUUUAGGCCAAAUGGAACUACACGAACUCUAUUAAAGGGAUAGUUUACAUAAAAAGGGAACUCCUGUCAUCAUUUACUCACCCUCAUGUCAUUCCAAACCUUUUUUGUUUGAUGCACAAAUAUCAGAAUGUUAACCUGUAUCCAUUUUCAUUGUUUUUUAAACAAUAGAACAGCUUCACCAUUCUAGUAGAUGACUCCAAUUGUGUAAUUGAGUAAGUGAUGACAGAAUUUUUAUAUUUUUGGGUGAAGUAUUCAUUUAAAAGCCCUUUUAGUAUUAUGAACAAAGAGAGAGGGAAGAAAGAGAUGUUUUAAGAUGAGUCUCAAACAUGUUGUAAAUUAAUGUGUGUUAUUUUCCAUACAUGGAAAUGAACAUGAAUAUAUCAUGCAAGAAUACACACUCUCUGGCCUGUUUUGCUUUUGUGCUUGAUUGUAAAUAAACAUUGAUUUUCCUUAUAGUUUAAUGUAUUUUUUAAUAAAUAGGCGUACUAUCAGGAAGGUGAAAUGCGUCUUUUAUUUUCUGAUUAUUUGUAUUAUUUUUUAAAUAUAUUCAAAAUGUUUCCCCAGACGCCCUUAAGUGUUCUACCUCUAUUUAACACAAGGUGUCGCUGUAAAUUAACAAAUCAACAAUAUUCGAGUUGUUAAACGACAGGGACGCUGUUGGAACGCAUGCAAAUUCCAGCCCACCCUGAACACCUGGACCUGGCCAAGGCUUGCAAGUCUUUCUUUUGACAGACAGGUGUGAUAGUGUGAACGAGCUGCCCCAGAGGGGGAUAAAGAAUGACCCCAAACUGUGAUGCUUCAGGGCCGUUCCACUGGGUGCUCUGCUUUGCUUGUGUCAGUCCUCAUCAGACCUCAUCAGCUUGAUUUGGAGAUUUCAUUCUCACUUUCAGGAAAACCUUAGCAUGGGAAGUAAAGCUGCAGAUUGCAGAAAGGUACUGAACAGCAGCACUGGUCAAGUGUCAUAUUCAGAUGUCCCACUCAGAUGUCCCACAUCAAAUACUCUCUGAGCCCGAUUGGGAGGGAACAAAAGUGUGGGGUGGAAAAGGGAGCAUGUGAGAUGAUGGCUGUGUUUACGAGUGCGCGGAGCCCGGCUGGCUGGUCUGGGUUCAGCCCGCGGUCACUGGUUCUGGGGUCUCCGGGUCUCAGGUCCUUUUUGAAAAAGAUCCAUGAAGCAGAAUUAAAGUGAUCUACCUCCGGACUGUGGACCCAGGGCUUUGGAACCAGGGAAGGAGGAGGGCACAGAGGCUUGAUAGAAGAGGGGCAGAGGGGUUAAGCUCAGAAACAGGGAUUGGGAAAGGGAGGGAGAGUUGGAAUUGGGGAGUUAUGCAUAAUCAGUCUGGCCUCAGCUACUUUGAAAUGAACCUAAAUUGUUUGUUCUGUGAGCUAAUACAGCUAGCAUGUGAGCACACACACAAAAGAGACACAAGGUCAUAAACUUUACACUUGAGACUGAAACAUGUUUUUUUUAUAUAUAUAAUUGAUUUGAGGAAAUGUUGUACCUGGCAAACAAGCCGUCUGCAAAGUUUUUAAUGAAUGUCACAUUUUUUGUAGUUUUGUAUUGCAUUUUUUUUUUUUAUCUAACUUGAAAUCUUUUUUUUUUUUUUUUUUUUUUUUUUUAAAUCUAACAUGAAAUCUAUAGAUUCGUUUACCAUGGUGAAAUGGAAGUCUAAUUAAAUGUUUUUUUUCCCCCUCACAUUUUGUUUCACACUUUAGACUGUGAUUAAUCAUUUGUCACUGCAGGCGACUUACUCUGUUUCCACAAUUAACUGCUUUCUUCCCUGUUAGAGCAGGUUUUUUCAGUCUAGGACAUUUUGACUGAAGAUUUAGACCAGUGACUCUUAAAGACUUAAUUAUACGGUUUUACUCGUGAUAAUUAUUUUAGAUUAGUGUUCUAUGCAGGAUGGUACAUCUGACUCACGUGAGAUGAGCUGCUGUGUUUCAGAGAUUUCACAAGAAAGCUAAUUAAACCUUUUCAUUUUCUCAGCAACUACAUUUAAGUACUUUUUAGGAUUUAUUUUUGCAUUCAGGGUAUUCACGUAAUCAGAUCUGUUCAUAUCCAGAGAAAAUCAUAAAUAAACAAGAGCAAAAAAGAGCUUAUUUGCCUUAAAAUAACAAAUAUGUUCCCUCAUCUAGCAUAAAUGAUAGGUUCUUUUUCCUCAUCCCCCUCUGGGCCACACUGAAUGUUGAUGGUAAAUGUACCCAUUAAUAUAUUCCACACUGUGAGUCGGCUUCAGCACUCCUGUCUGAUUAUACCUCAUUUAGUCAUUUAAUCUGUUGUAUUGAAUAGAAAUCCUGUAAAAUACCUGAAAUUAAAUACAAUAAUAACAGCUUCACUGUCCGCGACAGUCAAGUGUACAGCUCAGCAUUGUGUUCAACAACAACAUGGCUAUGAUUGAUUUUUAAUUCUAUUUUUUUUUAAAGUUUAGUUUUGUAGUUUUCAUGUUUAGUUUACUUUUAAAUUUGUAAUAGUCAUUUUAUGAACAUUU